AUGGGGAACACAGGUGAUAGGUCUCCGACGGGACGCCGGAGGUGCUUCAAGCGGUGGUGGUAUACAGGGGAGGUGUCAACGCAGCGAUGGUGUAAGCUUCCAGCACCAAAACGACCAGGAACACAGGUGAUAGGUCUCCGACGGGACGCCGGAGGUGCUUCAAGCGGUGGUGGUAUACAGGGGAGGUGUCAACGCAGCGAUGGUGUAAGCUUCCAGCACCAAAACGACCAGGAACACAGGUGA
Molecule: messenger RNA, 243 nt
Organism: Arctia plantaginis
Lineage: Eukaryota; Metazoa; Arthropoda; Insecta; Lepidoptera; Erebidae
Source: the annotation of a GenBank genome assembly